Saxophila tyrrhenica is the source of this 3045-nucleotide messenger RNA. RefSeq lists its product as uncharacterized. Bases 1 to 3045 code for a protein of 1014 amino acids. The record is from RefSeq and is a predicted model, not a curated record. The transcript has a single exon. Lineage: Eukaryota; Fungi; Ascomycota; Dothideomycetes; Mycosphaerellales; Extremaceae.
AUGCCCAAUGGACCGCUAACACCCCUUGGCCGACAGCUGCGCUCUGUUCUGAUCAGCUUGCGACGGUCCCAGUCCCAGCUUGAGGCUCCUCAGCGACAUGCCUCAGGAGCAGCGACAGCCGCGGCGGCGGCAUACCAGCAAGAGGAGGGGGCGGUAGCAGACGCCGGGCGGGCAACGUCCUCUCAGUAUAGGCCUUGGUUCGGAGAGGAGACUGGUACAGAGACAGAUCACAAGCUGGAGGCUUCGACAGAUUCGAGAAAAGGGCGACCGAGCAGGGCGCAGAUCAACAGAAGGGCAAGGGUCGAUCGCAUCAGCGAAGCAUUGAGUGGCGCCGGCCAUACUAAGGUGCUUCCUGCAUGGCAUUCGUCACCCAGAGUCAAGCCAGACCUAUCGCAUAUGAACCCGAGAUCUCCUACGAGGUGGGCCAACUACAAGAACACCACCGCAAGGCACCAAGAUGAUCCCAUCCCUGAGCUGGCGCAAGCAAGAGAACCAAAAUUAUCGCGGCUACUGGCGACAUAUAUUCAUUACAGGGAAAUCGGUCAGCACCUGCUUGAGGCGGACUGGACCUCGAAUUUCCAGCCAACACCCCAGGAUGACGUGCUGCUCAAAACAAAAGGCCUCACAGUGGAGGAUCUCGACUCUUGGGCAAGCUUGGUGGCUAUGCCGGAUUCGCUAGAGGCGGCGGCCGUGCUGCAAGAACACAUAAAAAGGAAGGGCGCUGCGUCAGUGCCGCUCUUUCUCGUUUCCUUUAUGCUCCGCCGGAAGACCAUCACCGCCAGUGCACUGCGGAUCCUCAUUCGUGCAGCGUCGCAGGUACUCGAGCAUCAGACCUCAUCCUCCGCCGAAUCUUUACCCGGUGACGCUAUCUUCCUAGUCUAUGUUCGAUUGGUACGACAUGCGCGACAGGUCUGGCCAGCCUCCCUUGCAAGCGCAACAGAGCUUCUGCUUCGAUUCCUUCCGCGUAUAGCAAACUCUGGCCAGCAGAUGUCUAGCAAACAGCUCGAACAAUCUACCUUCCAGCUCAAUAAAGCGAUGCGUCUCAUUGCAAUGCCCGUCGCCAACGAACCCUACAAAAGCAGCGGCUCACAGGAAGCAGCCAUUGUCAACGUUCUUCGCUUCAUGACUGAGCAUGAGCCUCCCUUCGGAAUCAACCGUGAAGGCUAUCGGGCGGUCAUCCAGGUUCAACUCGCGCAGCCAAAGACGACACGAGACCGCCAGUGGGCGGAGCUGAAGGCGCUCUCCUGGCCACCUUGGAAAGUGGACCGCACCGCUAUGGACGCUGACUUCACUCGCGAGAGUCACGGCUUGUCGAGAGCAGUGCAGACGUUGUUCCGCAUGUACGAAGCUGGGUAUGGACCCCAGGGGUGGGAGCGAGUUGCCAGCGUAUACUCCGGAUGGGAUCAUGACUUGACCCCAACGAUUCAAAGGCGCGCCGUUGGUGACGGCCGCUUCCACUCUGGUGCUGCGUUAUGGGUUGCACGCAUUGAGGUCACAAGGACCGCACAGGAAGCGUGGGCUUGCUAUGAGGCUUGUGAAAAGGAAGGCUUUCAAUCGCACCAUGAUGUUUUGUUUGCGAUCAUUCAAAAGCUGGAUUAUGAAGAGGAGCGCCUGGCAGGAGGCGGCACCAGAAUCAGGGCUGAGCGGAACACUAAUGAGCCAGGACUGCUUCCGGGAGACAUGCGAGAAGUCGAGCCUCUGCCGCCCUCGACGCAUCUGUAUACAUACACCACUCGACCGCCACCAAGUGUUCAUGAGUUUUACGAACAGCUGCAACUCGGAGGCGUCGCUCUUGGAGGUCGUUGUCUCGAAUUUAUUGUGACGAGGGCAGAUUCCCUUCGGCAAGGCGUAGCGUACCUCCACGAAAGCAACGCGGGUCAUUUCAACGCUGGCACGCUUCUUGCUCCAGACUCAACAUACGACUUGUCGGCAGUCCCGGUGCGAUUGUUUGCAAGCUUCCUGGAACUCUGCAGCCGCUUCUCGAAAGUGCCACUGUCCAGAGCCUUACCAGCCGCCUUGUCAGGCGCUUUCCGUCCUACCCACCUUAGCGGAGUACUGGAAGGUCGCAAGCUCACUUCUGAUCAUGCGCUCAUUCAUGCGAUUGACUUACUGCGACGCCGAAGGCCGGCGUAUCGACCUGCGUGGAAUGCUGUUCUUCAAAGCCUUGGCCGUGAAAGCUCUCUCGGCAAUCUCUGGCGCCUCGUCUACACUUCUUCCAGCACCGAAAACCUUGAACUACCAGCGGGGGAGGAGGAUGUCUGGCGAGGGGCUAUCGUUGCUUAUCGGCUGACCCGGCGGGUGCUUUCGCUGAUGCGAGAGACGAAUCUCGACCUUGACGUUGAUGGCUUCCUUGCUCUUUGCUAUGCUACAGAGAACAUGGCCCUGGGAUGCUUUUUGAUCCUGCGACAGCACCAGUUCGAACACCUCGCCGGCGUCGAACCGAAAGUUGGCGGCGACCCACAGUCGUAUGUCGGGCAAGCCAUCAAGCUUCUGAGGACGUCGUCGUCGAUAUCACUACGUCUGAAGUCCGACUUUGAAGUGCUUGUGGGCGAGGACAGCAGCCGCAGUCAAUCCCUCUUAGAACUCCCCCGGCUCCUUCAUGUGCCCAAUCCAGCGACGCUACACGCCUACAUCCGCACACUUGGAUGGCUGGCCGACUAUCAAGGUCUGCUGGACACACUUCGCUGGAUGGUCGAAUUCGAGGCCGAGCUUGGCGAGAAACGCGCUGUCGACCGGAACGGCGAGGUCGUUAUGCGUCGUGCGAUCAUAGCAGUGCGUGUGUUUCUCGAGCGGGCAUGGCUGCCUGAAGAGGACGUUUGCCGGUCGGAGGGAUCAGAGGACAAUGGUGAUGGAGCAGGGAGGUUGUCGCAGUGCAUCUAUCGUUUGAGCACGCCUGCGCCCACCGAAGUGAUUGACGAAGCGAUCCAGCUGGUGGGAAGUGUAGACGACUGGGGUGGGUGGCCGACGGACCAGGAGGUGGAGGGCUAUUGUGACAAUGAGCGUUUCAAGCACUUCUGGCCUGGUGGUCAUCACCAGCGGCCGUAA